CGAUAUAUUGAUUUUUCUGCGAUAUAUUGACCCUGUGCUGAACUGGCCCCUCGCCGAGCAAGAAAAACCGAGGGAAAAUCAACAGAAAUCCAUGGGAGGAUCGCAUAAGAACACUCGGAAACGACCGGAAAACAUAUUCCGUUCAAGAACUGCGCCUAAAUUCCUACAUCCAACUUAGAUUUCGAUUCCCAGAAUCGAUUCGGCGGCGGAAAUUCCGACACCCAAAUUGUGAACGUUUGGGAUAAAUCGAUCGAGGCUGCAGGAUGUCAUCGGUGUUUCUGGGCUCUUGGGCAUUGGCUCCGGUCAAUCUGGGAGCAACGGCGGCAUCAGAAUCAGUCGCCGUGGAAGUUCACAGGGCCGGCCUUCAAGAGUUGUACCAAACUGCAAACACGACCAUUUGGACAGAAAGAAGAACAUGAACAGAGAAACUUAUAACAGAGUUGACCUGACAUUUUACAUCGUCUUCCGGCGAACUCAAAUGCAACAAGGGUCUAGGAAAACAGGGGAAAACAGAGUUCAUCAAGCACAGUUGUUUCCACGAUUCUAUUUGAGAAGAUAAUCGCGGUAAAGCAAUCAUGCAUCCAACUUGAUGUUCAGGCUAAUUCGUCCCAAGUCUAGAAGUAGGCUUUGGCUUCUAAGUUUAUGAUAAAUUGAGCAAGUCCAGAGACAUGUUUGAUUUUUGUGAAAAACAAGUUGCCAAAGCCACAUUUCAAAUAGUAAUGAACUAGGAUAAAAUUAUAUUUAUUUAAGAACAUUGGCGAUAAAUACCAAAAACAUUGACAACAAAGAACUUUUCAUUAUGUAUCUUCCUUAUAUAAAAAAAAUUUGUGUAGUUUUAACCAGUCAUCGACAGCAAACUGAAAGCUGGUUGUGGCCAAAAUGCAUACUAUGAAUGAGCGGCGGAUCCGUGACAGAUUAGAGCACUGGGCCGCAUUUAGAAAGUGGUGGAGAAGGUUGGGUCGUGACCCUAUAAACAUUAAAAUAUAUAUAUCGAAAAUCGAAAAUUUACAAGUACUAUAUGAGUUUUGGAUUCGGGGAGGGCUGGGUCGUGGCCUAGGGGCGGCUCCCUGGAUUCGCCGCGCUGCUAUGAAUAACUUGUCAGCCGCUAAAUGGGAAUCCUAAUUUUUUGUUUAACCACUUCUUUGUUUAACCAUAACCAGUUGGUAUCAAUAACUCGAGUUAUUGUGGAUCACAUAGUCAUUUAUUAAUACUUUCGGAUAGAUCCUCCAUUGCCGUAUUUUUAACGAGUAGCGGCCACGCGACAACCGAUGGAAAGCUGCUUCCUCCACAUACAUAGCUAUCUAAUUUUGGAUUUAUGGAUUCCGCCAUCCACAUUGUCAAAAUCUGUGUGUGUAUAUAUAUAUCUCUUCUCGAUUACUUGUAAUCGAUCAAAUCGAGUAAGAAAGAAUCAUAAUAUAAAAGAAGGGGAAAAGGGGGAAAAAAAAAACAUGAAUUCUACUGCUCUAAUGAAAGCUGCGGCGGCGGCGGCGAUAAUAGCGGCGGCGGCGCUUUUCGCGACCGUUUCCGGCCAACCACGUGGCAGUUCGUUCUGCAGUUGCGGCCGGGCAGGGGAUCAGCAGAACUUCCCUCUUCACGUGCGCGCCGUUCUCGACAUCGUGGCGAACCGCACUUCCAGUCAGGUAAAAAACCCGGACUCCGGCGACACCGUCUUCACGACGACGUCGAAUCCGGGGGCGAACCUCGACGCCGGCGCCGCCGUGGCGACGGGGACUUGUUUCAAGGGCGCGCCGACGGAGUGCUCGGCGUGUCUCCGGGAGCUUCGGGAGCUUUUGAAGCCCUGCGAGGAAUUUGGGUGUGGCGGAGUUGAGUUUACCGGCGAUUGCCACCUUCAGUUCGGUCAGAUCAAAUGAACCGUUGGUUGUUGCAGAGCUGCGGUUUGGUAUUGGCGGGAGAAUGUAACUGUCUCGUUCCGCAUUGCCAUGUGGGUUGGUUGCGGCGUCGUUUUAUUAAAGUUUCAAUUUUUUUAUUUUUGGGUGAUAAAAGUUUCUUUCUUUACUUAAAAAGCGUUAAUUAUGUCAAAAUUAUCAACCAGGUCGAAAUUUGUUCAAAUAAUUUUCAAAUUUCACUAUGAAAUGAAAGAUGUGGAAAGUGUUAUAUUUUCCAUCAUGAUAAAUUUGGGAACUCUUAUAGUAUCAUCUUGAAAUUUGCUAUUUUCCCAACAAAACAUUAGAGGUACUCCAACCGUACAAAUCGCGUGCGGGUGCCGUGAGGAAUGUUGAAAUUUCGAUAGUACUUUAGAGGCAAUGCAUUAAGAUAACAUUUAGUAUCCAUUCAGGUUGAUGUUUUUCUCCGUUUCACAAGUGGUGGUAUGUAAGCGGAGAUGAUAAUGUAGCUUUCACAUUGGUGGUUCGAGUCUUACCACCAAUGAGAAGGACACCAUAAAUAAAUCCGAAUAAACCAAAAAAAAAAUUACCUAACUACCCCAGCUUCAAACCAAACAAUUGUACCUUCGAUUUAAAUCCAACGACUCAUGCAUAUUAAAAAAAAAAACCCUAGCUAGCAAACUGAUAUUAAUGGGCUUUGUACGUGAUAGUACUAACUAGACAGUAACCAACCAACCAACCAACCCUUCUAGAUCGCAAAUACUUUAUGGUAAGGGUUAGAGAUAUAAAUAACUAAAUCACAAUAUAUCAAAAUGUUUAAUAAAAUUAAGGACAGCGUAAUUAAUGGGUUUCCAAAGUAGUUAUAUGUGCCAAUUCCAUUAAUUAAUAAUGAUUAGAGGGAGGGAGGAAUUGAGUAGUUCUCCUCCAACACCAUCAUCAUCUCCCAACUAUCACCUACCAAGUGUUCCCUUAAUUGAUUGCUUCUUUCAUUUAAUUAUUUAACUAACAAUUAAUAAAUAAAUAAAACCCUAUAGCUUUACCCAAUAGAAGUUCAGUUUCAACUCUCUAAACAUUCUUCUUUGUCUUGGACUUUUCUGUCCAACGAUUAAUUAAUCAAUUAAUCUUAAUAUAUUUUUGGGGACAGUUCUAACGUGCUAAUUUGUAACGUAUUUGUUGUUUUUUGUUGACUUAUAGUCACUCUUAGUUAUUAAUCAGAGGUGUGCUUAUAUCGUAAUGAAUUCGUGAACAUGGUGGGAAGUCAAUUUUAAUGGAAUAAUUUAGAUUAGAAAGGUUUAGUUAGUUAAGUCCAUCCACUUAGAAUUUAGUUCAAUUUCAUCAAUCCCCCAUUUGGUUUACUAAACCCAAACAUAACAACAUUGUCAAACUAUUUUUAAUCAUUAGAUCAAGCAGGUGGGUCAAGGUUCGGUCGGUCAAAUUGAAGCCACAACUUCAUUGACUCGAGAUAUUGUGUCGUAAAGCAAAGAGAGGAAGGGAAUCAGUUGACUUGAUCGCUCGAUCAAGCCAUUAAAAUCGAUGAGUACUAAGUUAACUCACUUCCAAACUAAUUCAGAUUGAUAGAACAAAGUAAAAUGACAAGUUUGGGUACAACAAGAUUCAACUAAAAAGUUCGAUCGCAAUAUAACGAUCAAUGACUAAACCUAAAAAGAUCGAUAAUCCACUACACGAAAAGAGCUUUCCUUCUAAAUCAUAUCAAGAUAAUUAUUCUUGAGCAUGUUAUAAGUCAUGAUUAACUUGAACCUAAUCAUUUAAGUCACUAACUAGCUACCAAUUUAUAAUUUACCACCCUCACCUAAGUAGGUAGCUAUAUUUGUGGUGAAAAUUACCUUAUUGCCAUCCCAACCACGGUCGUGGCAAUUAAGAGGAGUGGUCAAACUUGAAAUAGAAAAAAGGGGUAAAAAGGGGAAAGCAAGUGAAAGAAAAGGGAAAAUGAAGGAUAAAAGGCUGG
This is a messenger RNA of Linum trigynum, 3810 nucleotides long. Lineage: Eukaryota; Viridiplantae; Streptophyta; Magnoliopsida; Malpighiales; Linaceae. The record is from the annotation of a GenBank genome assembly.